Mesocricetus auratus (golden hamster) is the source of this 1916-nucleotide messenger RNA. It is a transcript of the gene Fstl3, whose product is annotated as follistatin like 3. Gene Ontology annotation, molecular function: activin binding; protein binding. Gene Ontology annotation, biological process: regulation of BMP signaling pathway; cell differentiation; multicellular organism development. Bases 48 to 818 code for a protein of 256 amino acids. The transcript has 5 exons. Lineage: Eukaryota; Metazoa; Chordata; Mammalia; Rodentia; Cricetidae. The record is from RefSeq and is a predicted model, not a curated record.
CGAGGCGCCCGCACUCGCUGAGUCCCCGCUGCCGCCCCACUCUCGCCAUGCGUCCUGGGGCACUGUGGCCGCUGCUUUGGGGAGCCCUGGUCUGGGCGGUGGGAUCCGUGAGCGCCGUGAUGGGCUCGGGGGAUUCCGCGCCCGGUGGCGUGUGCUGGCUCCUGCAGGACCGAGAGGCCACCUGCAGUCUGGUGUUGAAGACAGAUGUCAGCCGGGAGGAGUGCUGCUCUACCAGCAACAUCAACACAGCCUGGUCCAACUUCACUCACCCAGGCGAUAAAAUCAGCCUGCUGGGGUUCCUGGGCCUCGUCCACUGCCUCCCGUGCAAAGAUUCCUGCGACGGAGUGGAGUGCGGCCCCAGCAAGGCGUGCCGCAUGGUGGGAGGCCGUCCACGCUGUGAGUGCGCACCGGACUGCGAGGGGCUGCCCGCGGGCUUGCAGGUCUGCGGCUCUGACGGCGCCACCUACCGGGACGAGUGCGAGCUGCGCGCCGCGCGCUGCCGCGGGCACCCGGACCUGCGUGUUAUGUACCGAGGCCGCUGCCAAAAGUCCUGCGCCCACGUGGUGUGCCCGCGCCCCCAGUCGUGCCUUGUGGACCAGACCGGCAGCGCGCACUGCGUGGUGUGUCGCGCCGCGCCCUGCCCGGUGCCUUCCAGCCCCGGCCAGGAACUCUGUGGCAACAACAACGUUACCUAUAUCUCCUCGUGUCACCUGCGCCAGGCCACCUGCUUCCUGGGCCGCUCCAUUGGGGUUCGCCACCCGGGCAUCUGCACAGGGACCCCCAAAGUACCGCCAGAGGAGGAAGAGAACUUCCUGUGAGCUGCGGCAGCUGGGCCUGGUAUUUGAGGCCGUCCCAGUUUUAUUUAUUGUCACAGAAAAGAUUCUAAUUUAUGUCACGUGGACAUUCCCCAAACCUGGCCUGGAACCACUUGCGGAUCCUGUAGGAUCCUGAGCACGUAUCACAGGGACUGAAGGGAGAUGUUUUAUAAGAGUUGGUAUGUGCCAUCACCAGGUACUGGGAUCAAGUUAGGACCCCAGACACCUGCUGUAGGGAGGGCGGCUUCGCGGAGACUCCUGCCUUGAUCUCUGCCUGCUGUCCAGACUGGAGUCGAGUCUCAGGGCACAGGCGAUGGUAGUGUGUCCUCCUCAGCUGCUGUUCACACGGGGCCUCCCGGCCUCAGACCAGGGGCAGUCAGGGUCAACCCAGAGAAACACUGGGCUCCUCCCUGUUUACUCACUCCACUUAGGGUGGGACCCUGGCUGACGGCAGGCCCAGGGUAGCCUGUGGACACCCGGACUCACCGUGCCCCGAGCACCCCAGAGUCACCCUGUAGUGCCUACUUCCCAGUCAGCUGCACUCAUCACCAGGCCCUGCAACAGGUGGACACCAGUCAGGUGCUGUUUGGGGCGUGACCCUUCACUCUGAUAGCUGCUACUGAACAUUACCCACAUGUGCCUUCCAGGAGACCAAAAAGAAUGAGGAGCUGCCAUUCAGUAGUUAGUGCUUACCCAGCAUGCACAAGGCCCCAGGCUCCAUCCCCAGCACCACAUACAACAGACAUGUUGGCACGAGCCUGUCAUCCCAGCACUGGAUAGAGGCAGGAGGAUCAGGAGUUCAAGGUCAUCUCUGACUGCAUAGUGAGUUCGAGACCAGCCUCGGCUACAUGAGACGUAACCUCUAAAAAACUUGAAAAGGAAGACAAGAUGUUAGACCACGAACAGAGGACCAUAGGAGGGUGCACAGCCGCCCGUUUGGCGGGCAAGGAGUUCCCAGGGUCUUUUCUAUCGUCCUCCCUUGAGUCCUUAGCUGUGCCUUUCUUAUAAUGUCCCCCAAAAGUGUCAUUAACAGGCAGCCUAGGCAGCAUCCCCCACCCUGGGCUUCUGCCUCAGCAAAGAAAUAAAAGAUGGAAAAACAAA